AUGAAAGAACACCCCAAGGUGAGUGUGGAAACACUCCUGGAGGUGAGCAUGAAAGAACACUCUGAGGUGAACGUGGAAGCACUCGUGGACUCAUCCCCAGAUGUGAGUGUGAACCCAUCUCCGGAGGUGAGUAUAGACUCAUCCCAGGAGAUGAGCACGGAAGCAUCAUCUGAAGCUAGUGUGGACAUAUCUCCCGAGGCGAGCAUGGAAACACUCCCCGAGGAGAGUGUAGAAGCAUUCUCAGAGAUAAGCGUGGCUGCACUCCCAGAGGAGAGUGUGGAGGUGCUCCCCAAGGAAAGCACGAAAGGGCCUUCUGAGGCAAGUGUAGAGGCGCCCCUGGAGACCUCCCCUGAGGUGACCGUGGAAAUAUCUUCCAAGAAAUCAGAAAUGGAUGAACAGCCCUCAAAUCCUAUUACCAAGAAGCGCAUACCACCAUCGCAGAUACCGUGUUAUAGAUGGUCGUCAUCUCCUACAAGAAGGUGGCGUCCACCAUCUCCCAUCAGUACUAGGCAAAUUCAAAAGAAUUGCCCCCUAUCACCUUCACCUGGCAUGUCAAAACAAUCGACACAGUUUUGUUUUUCCUAUAAAGUAACUCCUAUGCAGCGUACUGUACUUGCACAAAAUGCAUUAGGUACUAUGGGAAUGAAAAGCAAAGCCGGUUCUAACACCAUUAACAACUCUGAGACUGCAAGCCAAAAGGAUAUGAUCUGUGAAGAAUCUGGUAAUAAAGGCACACCAGGACCUAAGAAUGCUGAGGAGGCAACAAAGAUUUUGGCAGAAAAACGACGCCUUGCUCGUGAGCAAAAAGAAAAAGAAGAAAGACUACAAAAAGAGAUGGAACAAAGGAAAAUGAAAGAUGUAGCAAAGAAAGUGGAUGAAGGUCAAGAAGACAAAUUUUCAAAAUUUGGAGAUGGGCAACAACCAAAGGAGAUG
Odocoileus virginianus texanus is the source of this 933-nucleotide messenger RNA. The record is from RefSeq and is a predicted model, not a curated record. Lineage: Eukaryota; Metazoa; Chordata; Mammalia; Artiodactyla; Cervidae.